This is a messenger RNA of Poecilia reticulata (guppy), 7777 nucleotides long. RefSeq names its product zinc and ring finger 2b (gene znrf2b). Gene Ontology annotation, biological process: protein K48-linked ubiquitination; proteasome-mediated ubiquitin-dependent protein catabolic process. The record is from RefSeq and is a predicted model, not a curated record. Gene Ontology annotation, molecular function: ubiquitin protein ligase activity. Lineage: Eukaryota; Metazoa; Chordata; Actinopteri; Cyprinodontiformes; Poeciliidae. Gene Ontology annotation, cellular component: intracellular membrane-bounded organelle; membrane; cytoplasm.
CCUCGAGCUUUGUUAGCACGAGUCUCCUUGGUGCCACUGAGAAACGGUUUGCUUCAGACUUUCUCCUCCAUCACUUCCUCCUGGGCAGCAAUGUGUUGCCGGGGGGCGAGCUGCGAGGAGCCGGCCGCUCAGGUGCGAUGCUGCAGCGGGCAGUGAGGAGCGCUUGGCCGGCUCAGACCAGGAGGGGACCCACGGUACCUGCAGCACGAGAGCAACAAUGGUCACGGCGUCUAAACUUUCCCACGCAUCUCCAGCUGGAGUAACGGAUGGCUGAUCGAACUUCUCCCUGGCUGAUGGGAUCUUAGCAACGGACAGUUUGUUUCUUUUGUUUUCUUCCAGCACCUUUGUCCCGGUACAUAUAUCUGUCCCGGGCGGAAAUCUGGUGCACUGUCCCGCUGCGGCUCGUAGACUGCCUCUUUAAAUAUCACAGCCAAACAGCGGAGGUUAACAUGGGGGCAAAGCAGAGCAGCCCCUCGCCCAACUCUGCCGCUAAUGGACGAACCAGAGCCUACUCCGGCUCGGACCUUCCGUCCUCUACUUCCAGCAGCGGCAGCGGCAGCAGGACCGCCGCAGCGGGGGCAAGGGGGCGGCACCGCGCACACGGUGUGUCCAGAGCCACUGGAGCCGCGUCCAGCUCCGGUCACCCACACGGAGCCAGGCCCAGGUCCGCGGGGGGCUCCGGGGCUCUUUUCGCCAGAGCCCAGUCCGGCAUCAACAUCCCGAGCAGUGGCGGCGUCUACAGCUCACCGGAGUCCGGUGGCAGCAGCCCGGAGGAGGCAGCGGGCAGGGACCGAAGAGGGAACGAUGGUCAUCGGCUGGUGAUAGGAUCAUUACCCGCUCACCUGUCGCCUCACCUGUUCGGAGGGUUCAAGUGUCCAGUGUGCUCCAAGUAUUUGUCCUCAGAUGAGAUGGAUCUUCACCUGGUUUUGUGUUUAACCAAACCACGCGUCACGUAUAAUGAGGACGUCCUUUCUAAGGAUGCAGGAGAAUGUGCAAUCUGCCUGGAGGAGCUGCAGCAGGGAAACACCAUCGCCCGCCUGCCCUGCCUCUGCAUCUAUCACAAAGGCUGUAUCGACGAGUGGUUUGAGGUGAACAGAUCGUGUCCGGAGCACCCGGCAGAUUAAAGCUUCCUUUGCACAGGUAACCCACUCUGACAGAAUGAAGCUCGGCUCCAGCCAGACUGUCGGACCCCGCCAACACUGUGAUUGGCUGACCCAUCCCACCCCCUCCCAAACCACCAACCGCACGGUGUAGAACCGCAGUAUGCCAAAUCUCUUUGGAGGAAUCUUCAGGGAUAUAAACUGUGUGUGUGUGUGUGUGUUUUUUUUUUUGUUUUAUAUUUGAGUUGCACUUUCUUUUUUUUCUCCCUAUGAAUGGACACAUCCGCUCAGUCAGGCCUGACGUUCCAUCAGGACAGGAGCGGGUGGUGCUGCUGCUGCUGUGGCUCAGCUCCGCUGCUCUCCUCCGUCAGCGUCGGGUUUUUUUCUCCCAGUGCCUUGUUUGCAGCAAUGCUGAGCACCGAGCAGGGUGGGACAGGAGCUCUCUGCUGCAGAAUCAUCUCACCAUAACUGCCAUUAAAGCAGCCGGGAGCUGUCGCCAAACGGUGCCAAUCAACUGUGAAAACCGUCCGUCACACGUCUCAUGAGUGCUUUUUAACCCCGAACCGUGCAGCAGGGCUCUGCAGAUGCAACGCCGACUGCAUCAGUUACCAGCCUCAGGCCUCUGCAGGCUGCCGGUGCCAGCAGGAGAAAAGCAAAAAGCUCAUUUUAUUCUUCCAUUUCAAGAUGUUUUACAACAGCCCUUUCUCUACCUUGGCAACAGGCUUCUCUUUUGCAUUGAUUUACAGAUACUUUAAUAUAUAGCUGUGUUAGGGAUUACAGCGGAGUGUUUUAAAAGAGUGAGUAAAAUGAGGCGAAACAAAAAAAAACUUUGGGGAAGUGCACCACUCCAGAGCAAAACGGGGAAAAACAUGUAGUUGAAUUAAAACAUGUAGUUGAAUUGUUCUCCCUGGACAGGAUCAGCUUUUUUAUCCCCAACAUUUACUGUAGAAACUGCAGAAACAUUUCUCUCUCCUUUCACUACAGAAACACUAAAUCUUACAAAGUAUUAUUGUCUUCUCCCUAGUUCUAUUUUAAUGCACUUGAAGUGACAUAGCAGCUUGUUUUAGGUCAAUAACUCCUUAAAAAGACAUUUUUCCAUGUUAUAUGUGAAAUAAUCUCCUAGCGGAACUAGUGCUUCUUUUGUAUUAUUAUUUUAUGGAAUUAUUAACUGAAAACAAGCUCUUUAUCUUGCUGAGAGGAUCGUUUUUAAGUUAGUUUUGUUGUAUUUCAGGUGGACUUAAACAUUUGCAGUAGAAACGGGACCAAAAAUACUCUGUAAGGUUUUGGGUUUCUGCAGAGCUGAAUCUCUGAACAAAUGUUUGAGAGAGCUGCUUCAUGCCCUUGCUGCAUGGAGCGGACCUGCUGCUCACCUGGGAACCGGACCGCUGGUUCCUAAACAGAACCACUAACCAGAUCAGUCGCUGUUUCAGCAGGAAUCCUGUGAACAGAAGCCACAGUUUGAUGCGUUCUUUUGGAUCGGCCACUCCGUCACCUCUGGGAUUGUCUCAUUCUGAACCAGUCCAUUUUAUUUAUUAAAAAAAGGUAAAGCACUUUAGGUAAAGUGUUGUACUACAGGGACAGAUAAAACAGAGACGAUAAUAAAAUAAGAAAACAUUAAAAGCAGAAUAAGACAUACUUAAAAAUGCAACAUAAUUAUAAAAUAGAAAACAACAAACUCACAUUGUGUCAAAAUCCACUGAAAAGUUUGUUUUUAACAGAGACUUGAAAACAACAUGGCCUCUAAUUAUUUUUAAACCGAUCCACCUGGCAGUAUGAGAAACCUCCCCGCAGCAUGAUGCCAGCACCGCCGUGCUUCACUUAGUGUCAAACUGUCUGUGAGCCUCAACAGGAACCAAUGAGCUUCUAAAUGCUGCUGCAUUUCUCUCCAUGUUCUUUCAUUCCCAGAAUGAUUCUGCAGCAUGCAGAACUGCUGCUUCUGUUGGUUUUCUGUUUCUCUACUGCUGCUACCUUGUAGAAAUGUUUCUGCCUGAAACGGAGACGAUCUGGUUAGAGCUGCUGGACAUGAAAAGCUCCUUCAUUUCCUGAUCUGGGUUUCUGUCAUCACUCACCUCAACGCUCUGGAGGGAAUAAAGCACUUGGAGAACAAAUGAAUGAACUUUUAUUUAGACUUUUUUUCAAAACGUUAAACAGAUCACUUGGUAAAAUAUUGAGGCUUUCAAAAAGAGACGCUUGAAAAAGAAAAGAUCCAAAUUUACAACAUAAACUAAUGUCAGUGGUCACCUUUUCUGUCACAUUAGAGAAUAACGUGACGAUGAUUGUUUUUUUCCAACUGGAAAUGAACCGAGUUCCUGUUGCCACAGCGAUGACGUGACGCUCUGGUGCAUCACGUCAUCGCACCAACAGGAGGAGUUUCUAAAGGGUUUAGAGGACCAUGUGUUUUUGUUUCAAUUUUUUUCUGUCUUUUAUACUUUGUUGUUUGUGGUCUACUUCUUAAAGAAACAGUGUGCAACAAUUACUGACGGCCAGUGUUGGCUGACCAGACUGGAGGAGUCGAACGUUUCCCGAACAUGGGAGCCUCCAUCAGAAGGCCUUCUGUGUUCCUGACUGAAGAACAUCUAAACACAUUGACACAAGACUGUUCUGAAAUUGAUCAUAACUAAGGCUAAUCUUUGCAUUUACUGCAUAUUUUGGUUUAAAACUGAUCGCCCCCAUGCUCAGCUGAAACCACCAUGCAUGGUGGAAAAGGGUUGUGUGUUCCUUGGUUUUCCUCCGGUCCGGUGGAUCAGUACAGCCGGGUUUUGCUGUAGUUGGGGUUUCUCAGGUAGUUCAGUCUCACAGGUCGCUGAGUGUUUGGUUCCAACCAGAGGAAUCUUCUUAAUCUGCUUCGACUACCAGAGAUCCAAAGUCAUUUUCCAUAUUCUGCUCAUAGUCUCUGUCAGAAGAUAUGAAUAGAUGACUCCAAUAAAUAAUAUUUACCAGCAGGAGGUCAGAGUUAUUUUUGUUGUAUUCAGGGUUCAUAAUGUGUCAUAUUUUGAACUAACAAACCUGAUUGAGGAUCAGAAGAACCUAAACAAAAGAGUAACUGUGAGACAAAGUUGUGAGAUAAUUAAGAUUUCAGGGUUUUUAGGAAGAUUUAUCUGAUUAAGUUGUGAUUAACUAAAAUGAGAAAUAAAUGUAGAAUACCGAGGUUUGACAAAAAGAUUCUACAUGUUCAAAAUGGCAGAAGAAAGGGACGAAGUGUGAAGACGUCAGAACUUCUUCCAGCUCCUUAAGGUCCAGUUCACAGCUUUCCUCUGACCAACCAGUCAACUGGCUGGCUCUCUUGUUCUGGAGUUUGGUGCAAAUUGUGGUAGAAGCAACACACUGCACCCAGCUGCCGUCCCGUCACAAAGGUUUCAUAUUAUCCUGAUUUGAUGUAUAAAAUCCCCCUCCCUCAUUUCCACUGCCACCAGAAAGUAUUGGCACCCCCUACCUUUCUCCACAUGUAGUAAGAUGAAAGUAAGAUAUCCAAUAUGAGCCACAGUAAACAACCCAUAAUGACAAAUCCAUAUUUUCAAAUAUUUAAAAAAUGACAGUAAAUGUAAACAUUUAAACAUAAUACAUGCAAAAAUGUUCACACCCUUUUUAGAUGUGAUUGGUCAUCCUUGAGAUGUUUCUGCAGUCCAGCUGGUUGACCCAACAUCAUCUGGAGUGGGUCACAUGCCUAUAGAAGCUGACAGAGCAAAUCAGAGCAGAAACCAAGCGAUGAAGUCAAACCAAACACAUCUGCAGAAAGAUACAUAAAACAUUUCAACAGUCUGGAAGGUCCCAGAAAGCUCAGUGGUUUCCAUUAUUACCAAACAAAAGAAGUGGAACCUCUGGCUGCCAGAAAUAUCAGUCAAAACCAAACAAAGUGGCACCUUUUGGGUGUGAGUACAUAUGCAUCAGUUAUGUUUAAAGGCACUGUAUGUCAUUUUAUUUUUUAAAAAAGGCAUUUUACAUUACAUUUGUUAAAGCUGUCACCAUGUUGUGACAGUUAGAAAAGAUCGAUCAUCUCCUCCCUGUGCUCAUAUUGCCAUUUGAAGAAAUGCACCGCGCCUGACCCCAAUCAACCAAUCAGAAUCAGGAGGAGGGUCUUACUGUUGUCAAUCAAUCUCAAGUACUUGCUGCUAAAUGUCCUAAUGGCAGAGAAAUAACAUACCAUUAAAGAAUAACCAUUUAUCUGCCGUCAUCACUGUGCUAACUAGCCUUGUCACUCAUGACCGGCUAUGCUAGCUGCAGGGCAGCAGAGAGGAAGGGGGUGGAGGAUAUGGGUGGACGAGCCUGGUAUCUUUUGGCAAAAAACGACUAAUGCCACUAUUUUAGGAAGGUGAUGGUAUUGAAAACAAUGUCUAAAAUCCAUUUUUUUACUGUGCCAUGAUUGCUUUAUACAGAUUAUUUUUGGUUUCAGUCAGUAAGAAGAUGUGGAAAACCAAACGGUUGUAAAUACUCCUAAUAAAACCGAACUCAUUUAGCAACUUAAGACACCAACUGGAACAUGGUUUUACCAGCCCAUAAACACAUUCCUCUACAUGCUUGAGUUCAGGUACGUUUGGGUCUUUGGUAAUUGUUACACACUGGACCUGCCUGUUCUUCUGCUUUCUGCAAACAUUUCCUGUAUCUGGUGGAGAAGCUGCUGCUUCAGCUGCUGUAGCUGCAGAUAAUCUGCUGUCUUCUAGAGCUGGAUAGUAAUAAGCACAGAUAAGUGAGCUAAAACAUUGAGCUCUUUUCUACCUGGACCAGACUGUUGGACUGAACAGUGCCUGCUGGACUCGGGUCAAAGUCCUUCAUCUGAGUAAACCUGUCGAAAGAACUGGACCGUCCAGCCUGCAGGAGUGCAGGUUGUCUGAAGACUGAUGAACAAACUCCUCCUGAACCUGGAGACAAAGGGAACCACCUGAUCCCAAUGAUCCCAAAGCUCCACAACUUUAUGGAAACCUGUUCUCCAUUUCUUUUUCUUUUUUUGUCUUUUCUGUGACUCCAGUACAUAAUCCAGCUCUCUCCUUCUUUCCCUUGUCUUGCUACAACUUUUUUUUUUUCAACGUUUUCAACAGGAACUCUAAAAGUUGUUCUCUCAUGGUGAAUGUUGCCACAUGAUGAACUUCCCCCCAUGUAUUGUUCCUCUUUCAUUUCUUCUAAAGAACACCAGUUAAUGUCAUUUUUUAACUCAAAACUGCACAUGCAGCAGUAGAGCCCUGAACAUGAAAAAGCACGUGCAGUUUUGGCUGAACAGAGUUGAUUUAAGGUGAUUUUAUAAGAACAGGUUUUUUUUAAAAAUCUUAUUUGUUACAUCUGUCACCAUAUGGUGACAGUUUGAUCAUUUUUGAAAAGAUCGAUCUCCUUCACCUUCUCCCUAUGCUGUCUGAAGAAAUGCAACAAUCCCAUCAAAAAUAACCAAUUCAUAUGAGCCAGAAGGAGUUUCUUGGUGCUGUCAGUCAAAGUCGUGUACAUGCUGCUAAAUGUACUAAUGGUGGAGAAACUUUCUCUUUCUGUUUUCUAGUAUUUUGAGGUCACUGCAUUAUAAAAUCUUAGCAAUCAGUGAUGACUUUUCCAUGUUCAUCUCCUGAGGCGAGUAGUUAACUUAGCUGCUAAGUUAGCCAUCAUUAGCUUUAGCCAACACAGGCAAAGUUUUGAUCUCCUGGUUUUGGUUCCUUCUAAUUUGUUUAGAAAUAGUAAUUAAAAUAAUAAUAAUUUAGAUGGUAUAUCAAAGAUAAACAUGUGUAUGAUUAAAAGGACAUAAACAGUUUAUGUUUUCACCUUGAACAUCUCUGUCAUUGACUCGUUUGGUAGGUUAAAUGCAGAAACGUUCAUGUUUUGGCUUGAGUAACGUAUAAUUUAAUGGUCUGAUAGUUUUUCUGGGCAGUAAAUAACUGUUAAACUAAGGGCAGCCUAGUUGAUAUAAAACCUCUGUCCUACAGCGUCUCUGGAACAUUUUUGAAAAUUUUUUUCCCCAUUUCUGUUUUCUAAUAUUUUGAGGGCAGUCACUUUAAAAAUCUCAAUAGAGCAUCAUAUGAAUUGUUUUUUACUGCUCAUCUUGAAAUGUGCAGGAAACAGAGUCAGGCCACAGGAAACAUUGUAACUGAAACAAGACUGGUCUCACUUCAAUCUCACAACAGGAAAUGGAAGAGGAACUGUUUGUAACCAAAAUGAACUAGUUCAGGUAUUUCCCCUGAUAGCUGUUCUUUUGUCAGUCUGUUCAUACAUAUCAGUUGUGGAUUCAGGAUUUUGGAGCCACAUGUGAGGUACUGGAGUCACUUAAAGACACUUUGACUGUCACAGGACCUUUUGUGUUUUUGAAUGUGUCAACCUGUUUUGGUUCCUGAAGAAGAAAUGGAGAGAACUUUGGAGUUUUGGGAUCCACCCUGGGAUAAACAUGGCUGCUGCUUUUCAUGCUCACCGUGUAAAACCUGAGUGCCACGCAGAGAUUAGCAGAGCCCUGUAAUACAUCGUCUGACCACACAGUGGUGCUCCAGCUCCGUCUCCUCUUCCACUUUCUGUUGAGUUAAUCUCAGAGAUCCAGGUGGACCUUCAUGUCUCUAUAAGGUGACAUCUACACUAAGUGAUUCCUACUGAUCCUUUCUGUCCACAUCUGAUCAAACGGUUGAGUUUUGUUGAUAGUUUUUACUCUGUCUUUUUUAUUUCUGUUUGUGAAUUGAAGCAGAACUGUUCAACAGGCCUUAAUAGAUGUGCUGAUGACA